AUGGCGACCAGCGAGUCUUUUCGUUCCUUAGCUUUUGCAUUUCGUAUCUCUCAGAGCUUCAUUACACGAAUAGUGAGGAUAGUAUUGGAAAGCUUAAGUAAUCGAUUGACACCAAUUGUAUUGCCUACACCAACACAAGAGGACAUGAUCGAAAUAUCAAAAGAUUUUUGGAAAAAAUGGAAUUUUCCAAAUUGUGUGAAUGACAUCGAUGGCAAACAUAGACGUAUUUUUUCACCAAAGAACAGUGGAUCAUUAUUUUUUAAUUAUAAAGAUUAUUUUUCCAUCGUUCUGUUAACAAUUGUUGACGCUAACUGUAAAUUCGUUUUUGUAGACAUCGGAUCAUAUGGUAAAGAGGGUGAUAGUGGAAUAUUUACAAAGACAAAAAUCUCAGAGAAAAUAAAUAACGGUGAUUUUUUUCCUCCUAAUGCCAAAAUUCCAAAUUUCGAUCAAAUUUUGCCAUAUGUUUACGUGGGUGAUGAAGCUUUUCGUUUGGACCCACAUAUGAUGUGA
Molecule: messenger RNA, 510 nt
Organism: Macrosiphum euphorbiae (potato aphid)
Lineage: Eukaryota; Metazoa; Arthropoda; Insecta; Hemiptera; Aphididae
Source: the annotation of a GenBank genome assembly